CGCACGCUUUAUUAUAGUGCCACACCGAGAAGCGCCACCCACACGGACACGGCACUCCACAAGCAGCUCGCGUCGUGGACUUGGCGUAGCUGCAGUCUCUACCGCGCACAGAUCAAGAGAUGGCCACGGCGGCGACUUGCCUCUCCUUCUCGGCGCCACCGUCGUGCGCUGGGAGGGCGAGGCAGACGAGGGCGGCCGCGUCGGCGACUGACCGGCCGCACGAGGUGGUGUCCCCGAAACGGAGGCUCCCGCUGCGGAAGGUGCCGGGCGACUACGGCCCACCGGUGGUGGGCGCGCUCCGCGACCGGCUCGAGUACUUCUACGGGCCCGGCGGGCGCGACGGCUUCUUCACGUCCCGCGUCCGCGCGCACCGGUCCACGGUGGUUCGUCUCAACAUGCCGCCGGGUCCCUUCGUGGCGCGUGACCCGCGCGUGGUGGCGCUCCUCGACGCUGCCUCCUUCCCGGUCCUCUUCGACACCUCGCUGGUGGACAAGACGGACCUCUUCACCGGUACCUUCAUGCCCUCCACUGACCUCACCGGCGGCUACCGCGUGCUCUCCUACCUCGACCCCGCCGAGCCCAACCACGCGCCGCUCAAGACGCUCCUCUUCUACCUCCUGUCCCACCGUCGCCAGCACGUGAUCCCCAAGUUCCGCGACGUGUACGGCGACCUAUUCGGCCUCAUGGAGAACGAGCUCACCAGGGUCGGCAAGGUCGACUUCGGCCACUACAACGACGCCGCCGCCUUCUCCUUCCUCUGCCAGGCGCUCCUGGGCCGCGACCCCGCCGACUCCGCACUCCACGGCGACGGGCCCAAGCUGAUCAACAAGUGGGUGCUCUUCCAGAUCAGCCCGUUGUUCAACCUCGGCCUGCCCAAACUCGUCGAGGACUCCCUGCUCCACUCGUUCCGGCUCCCGCCGGCGCUGGUCAAGAAGGACUACGACCGCCUCGCCGUCUUCUUCCGGGACGCGGCCAGGGCAGUUGUCGACGAGGGCGAGCGCCUCGGCAUUGCGAGGGAGGAGGCGGUACACAACAUCCUCUUCGCCAUGUGCUUCAACUCCUUCGGCGGCAUGAAGAUCCUGUUCCCGUCGCUCGUCAAGUGGCUGGGCCGCGCCGGCGCCCGGACGCACGGGCGGCUGGCGACGGAGGUGCGCAACGCCGUGCGGGACAGCGGCGGCGAGGUGACCAUGAGGGCGCUCGCAGAGAUGCCGCUGGUGAAGUCGGCCGUGUACGAGGCGCUGCGCAUCGAGCCGCCGGUGUCGAUGCAGUACGGGCGCGCCAAGCGGGACAUGGUGGUGGAGAGCCACGACUACGGGUACGAGGUGCGCGAGGGGGAGAUGCUCUUCGGCUACCAGCCCAUGGCUACCAAGGACGCGCGCGUCUUCGCGCGCCCUGAGGAGUACGUGCCCGACAGGUUCCUCGGCGAGGACGGCGCGCACCUGCUGCGGCACGUCGUCUGGUCCAACGGGCCCGAGACGGCGUCGCCCACGCUGCAGGACAAGCAGUGCGCCGGCAAGGACUUCGUGGUGCUCAUCGCGCGCCUCCUCGUCGCCGAGAUCUUCCUCAGGUACGACUCAUUCGACGUCCAGGUCGGCACCUCCGCGCUCGGCUCGUCGGUGACGAUCACCUCGCUCAAGAAGGCCACCUUCUGAUAGAAAACCGGUCAGAGUCGCCAGAGCCCGGCCACGAGCAGCUUUUUCCCAGAAUAUACCGUGCUUUUCUUCUCUCUUUUCUUUUCGCUAAUAUUGCACUAUGGAGCGACUGCUAUGGAAGUGUAACAAGUUUUCUUUUCUUGGUAAAAAUGAGAGAUUUUUUUC
Phragmites australis (common reed) is the source of this 1817-nucleotide messenger RNA. RefSeq names its product allene oxide synthase 1, chloroplastic. Gene Ontology annotation, molecular function: oxidoreductase activity, acting on paired donors, with incorporation or reduction of molecular oxygen; heme binding; monooxygenase activity. The transcript has a single exon. The coding region runs from base 120 to 1652 and encodes 510 amino acids. Lineage: Eukaryota; Viridiplantae; Streptophyta; Magnoliopsida; Poales; Poaceae. Gene Ontology annotation, biological process: sterol metabolic process. The record is from RefSeq and is a predicted model, not a curated record.